Messenger RNA from Prunus armeniaca (apricot), 441 nucleotides. NCBI's taxonomy places the organism in Eukaryota, Viridiplantae, Streptophyta, Magnoliopsida, Rosales, Rosaceae. The record is from the annotation of a GenBank genome assembly.
AUGGCUCAUCUAGACGAAGAAGAUAGGACCCGUGGAGACAAGGAAGCAAUCCCUCGUGAUGAAGUCAAUACAUCAAUCGAAGGUCUACGUCAGAUGAUCUGGACCAUGGGAAACCAAGCACGGCCAGACGAAUACAAAGGAGAAGAACAGUGUAAUGAACGACUUCCCCCAUGGUGCCCUUGUCAGGAAGAUAGUGCUGCAAAGUCAGAGGAAAAAAUUCAUGACAAUCAUGCCCAACCCAAUAACCAACGCAAAAAAGACUAUCGCAUGAAGACUGAAAUUCCAUAUUUCAAUGGGCACUUACAAGUUGAAGAUUUCUUGGAUUGGCUUGUUGUAGUGGAGAGGUUCUUUGAACUUAUGGAAGUCCCUGAGGCAAAGAUGGUGAAGCUAACAGCUUUUCAUCCCAAAGGAAAUGCUGCAGUAUGGUGGAAUCAAUUAUAG